GAAAUAAACUGUGAGGAGAAGUGGGAGUUGCGGCAAUGGCGCCUGAUAGAGCAACUGGCGCUAUUGUUGUGGCGGCGACGGUAUCUAUCACCUUGGCGGUGCUUUCUUACUGUUAUCUGGGUUUUCGCCGCCGUUCCGGCGAGACCGAUUCGCGCUCCUUCGAGAAGAAGAAGACGACGAAUUGGAGGAAUGGAAUUGUCGAUGCAGUCGGAAACACGCCGUUGAUUCGCAUUAAUAGCCUCUCCGAGGCUACUGGAUGUGAGAUUCUUGGGAAAUGCGAGUUUCUGAAUCCAGGAGGCAGCGUGAAGGAUAGAGUGGCUGUUAAGAUAAUUGCAGAGGCGUUGGAAUCUGGUAAGCUAUCUCCAGGGGGAAUUGUGACGGAAGGUAGUGCCGGGAGCACAGCCAUUAGCCUUGCUACAGUUGCUCCAGCCUACGGAUGCAAAUGCCAUGUCGUCAUACCAGAUGAUGUUGCUAUUGAAAAGUCUCAAGUUCUUGAAGCCCUUGGGGCCACUGUUGAGAGGGUGAGGCCGGUGUCAAUAACACACAAAGAUCACUAUGUCAAUAUAGCCAGGCGUCGGGCUGAGGAAGCAAACGAGCUAGCAUCAAAGAGAAGACUGGCUACCAAAAUAAAUGGCCAAAACCAUGUUGAAAUUAACGGUUAUGCGGUUGAGAAAGAGAUAAAAAGCUCUGUAUUCCCAGAUUCAGUAACUGGUGGAUUCUUUGCGGAUCAGUUUGAAAACUUGGCCAACUUUGGGGCUCAUUAUGAAGGCACGGGCCCUGAAAUCUGGCAUCAGACUAAUGGCAACAUCGAUGCUUUCAUUGCUGCUGCGGGUACUGGAGGUACUUUAGCAGGGGUGUCAAAGUUUCUUCAGGAAAAGGAUCAAAAAAUAAAGUGCUAUUUGAUUGAUCCUCCUGGUUCUGGUCUAUUCAAUAAAGUAACACGGGGAGUGAUGUACACUAAAGAAGAAGCUGAAGGGUGUCGCCUGAAGAAUCCAUUUGAUACAAUAACUGAAGGAAUCGGAAUCAACAGACUCACUCGGAACUUCUUGAUGGCAAAACUUGACGGCGCUUUUCGUGGUACAGAUAGAGAGGCUGUUGAGAUGUCGAGGUUUCUCCUGAAAAACGAUGGGCUCUUUGUUGGAAGCUCCUCAGCGAUGAACUGUGUUGGGGCAGUGAGGGUGGCUCAGACCCUUGGACCUGGUCAUACCAUUGUCACCAUUCUGUGUGACAGCGGGAUGAGACAUCUAAGCAAGUUCUAUAACCCCCAGUACUUAGCUCAGUACGGUUUGACUCCAACCGCCACAGGACUAGAGUUUCUUGGCAUGAAGUGAAGCAUCUAUAUGUUUUGUCCGAGCAUGAACUUCAGAUUCAGCAAAACCCGGAGGAGCUAAGACAGCUAUGUCCAACUGUUCAGGUUUAGAAACUUAACAUAUGUUCUCUUAAAACCCCAUUUUGUUUUGACAUAGGAUGGGCAUAUGAUUUAGAACAGAAUAGGUUUUUUUUUUUGUAUGGCUAUUAAAUACUCAAAAGAGUCUCGUCACUCUCCAUUUAUACUGGCUUGGCUGAAUCUCACUAUUUGUCGAACCGUUCUUCUGGUUUCUGUUGAAUGUUUUCAGAGCCUGAAUUUAUAUUCA
Messenger RNA from Tarenaya hassleriana, 1634 nucleotides. RefSeq names its product cysteine synthase 2. Gene Ontology annotation, cellular component: cytoplasm. The transcript is spliced from 6 exons. Gene Ontology annotation, molecular function: cysteine synthase activity. The record is from RefSeq and is a predicted model, not a curated record. Lineage: Eukaryota; Viridiplantae; Streptophyta; Magnoliopsida; Brassicales; Cleomaceae. Bases 36 to 1331 code for a protein of 431 amino acids.